Brassica napus (rape) is the source of this 1779-nucleotide messenger RNA. RefSeq names its product hydroxyproline O-galactosyltransferase GALT3. The transcript is spliced from 2 exons. Gene Ontology annotation, molecular function: hexosyltransferase activity. The record is from RefSeq and is a predicted model, not a curated record. Lineage: Eukaryota; Viridiplantae; Streptophyta; Magnoliopsida; Brassicales; Brassicaceae. Gene Ontology annotation, cellular component: Golgi membrane. Bases 720 to 1673 code for a protein of 317 amino acids.
AUUAUAAAAAACAAUUAACGAUAGUAAUUCAUUUAAACUAUAAGUUACCAUAAUAAUUAAAAUUAAAAAUUAUAUUAAAAAUUGGAAUUACAUCUUCAAGUUUUUGAAAGAAAAAAAAACUAAAUAAAUGGUCACUCUAAAAAUAUAUGGAUCUAUAAAACUCAAACAUUUAGUCACUUCGCAAAUAGCAAUAUCUUCAUAAUUAAAAAUGGAAGUUAAUAGUAAUUCAUAAACUAGACAUAACUAUGGUGAAACUAUUGAACUCUGAAAACUCCAAUAUUUUUUUUGAUAAAGCAUUCAUAAAUCACGGCAAAAAAACUCCAAUAUCAUAUUAUGGUUAAUGGUUAUGGAGUAUAUAUAUUGUAUUCUGAUAUAGAAAUCUUUUCAUCUAUUUUAUUUAUUGACUAUUGAACAACUAUCUUAGGCUGAAUGCACUUUAAGUACCUAAACAAAAAGGACUAUUCACGAGUAAAUCAGAAUCUAGUAUCAUAUUAAUAUUGUAUAAAAAAUAAAUAAAAUAGAAAAUCGCAUGUUAAAUGGCGUGAAAUACUGAAGCACAGCACUUGCUUCGUUUACAAACUCUGCUUUGAACCUCACGUUCCUUAAGCUUCUCAAAAGUUCUUUUAACUUCUCCUCUAAGGUAAAACAGUUUCUGCUUUUAUUUAGUUUCUUCUUAUUCCUCUGCUUCAACAUCUCUACGUCUAUACUGAAGAAAGAAGAUGAAAUAUUCUCCAAGAUCGGACGGCAGAAAAUUCAUUAUCCCUUCUUUCUUCUUUAUCGUAGCUCUCUGUGUAUUAGCUUUCAUCAACGAAGUUAGAUUCGACAGUUUGUUGAGCUUCGGACGAUGUGCUUUGUCGAAUGUUCCGAGGAACAGCAGUUCAUUGGAGGCACCGUUGUUGUCUUCUUCAGAUGAAGAUGAGAUUAGGAUACUUAUUGGGAUUCUUACACUUCCCGAUCAGUACCAACGUAGGCAUUUUCUCCGGAUGAUCUACGGCACGCAGGAUGUUCCCGCCGGCGUUAAGAUCGACGUGAAGUUUGUGUUCUGUAACUUGACUAAAGAAGACCAGAAAGUGCUUGUCGCUUUGGAGAUCAUGCGUUAUGAUGACAUCAUUAUACUCAAUUGCAACGAGAAUAUGAAUAAAGGCAAGACCUACACAUACUUCUCAAGCUUACCAGACUUAUUCAACGAAACUGAUACACCAAACCCACCAUACCACUACGUAAUGAAAGCCGACGAUGACACGUACAUAAGACAAGAAAGCCUCGUAGCAUCUUUAAGACCAUUACCUCGUGAAGAUCUCUACUACGGCUAUGUCAUUCCAUGUCCAAGCAUGGACCCGUUCGUACAUUACAUGUCAGGAAUGGGCUACUUAGUCUCGUGGGACAUCGCAGUUUGGCUCAAAGAAUCUGAAAUUCCCAAGAAACAUUUAGAAGGUCCUGAAGACAAAGUGUUUGGCGACUGGAUUCGAGAAGGAAGACGAGGGAAGAACCGGUUUAAUGCUAAAUGGUCCAUGUAUAAUUUCCCCGAGCCUCCUACUAGAUGCACACAUGAGCUUUGGCCUGAUACUAUUGCGGUUCAUUUGUUGAAGAACCAAGAGAAGUGGAUACGGACAUUGAACUAUUUCAAUGUUACGAGCAAUCUUAAGCCUUCUAAAUUAUACCACAUACCGUAGAUAGAUACAUCUGAUUUAUUAUAAUUUAUACUUAAAUUUCUUUUUAAUUGGUUUUGUGAUCGUUAAUGUCUUUUAAAAUUUAAAUAAUCAUUUGUCUAACUAAGGA